AUGCUUGGAAUUUGGAUUGCUGCACUCUUAUUCUUUGGCACAUCAACAGGAAAAGAGAUCUGCUAUGAAAGGCUGGGGUGCUUUAGAGAUGGUUUACCCUGGACUGGGACUCUGUCCAGGCAGUUCGCUGGUUUGCCCUGGUCCCCAGAAGAGAUAAACACUCGCUUCCUGCUCUACACCAGGCGCAACCGCAUAGCCUACCAGGAAAUCAGUGCAGUUAACCAUCGAACUAUCCACGCCUCGCACUUCAGAACAGACAGGAUGACCCGCAUCAACAUACCUGGGUGGAAGUCAGACGGGAAAUGGCAGCAGGCCAUGUGCAAUGUGUUGCUAAAAGCAGAAGAUGUGAACUGCAUUAACGUAGACUGGAUUAACGGAUCGCUGGAAUACAUCCCCGCCGUCAACAAUCUUCGUGUUGCCGGUGCCGAGGUGGCCUAUUUCAUUGAUGUUCUCAUGAAACAGUUUGGAUAUCCCCCUUCUAAAGUGCACCUGAUCGGCCACAGCCUGGGAGCUCACCUGGCCGGGGAGGCUGGGGCCCGGACGCCAGGCCUCGGGAGAAUAACUGGGCUGGACCCCGCCGGGCCGUGUUUCCACGACACCCCCAACGAGGUCCGGCUGGACCCCUCGGAUGCCGGCUUGGUCGAUGUCAUCCACACCAACGCAGCUCGCUUCCUCUUCGAGUUUGGGGCCGGCACAAUCAACGCUUGUGGGCACCUGGACUUUUACCCAAAUGGAGGGAAACAUAUGCCAGGAUGUGAAGACUUAAUUACACCUCUAUUAAAAUUUGAUUUCAAUGUUUAUAAGGAAGAAGUGGCUUCCUUCUUUGAUUGCAACCAUGCCCGGAGUCAUCGCUUUUAUGCAGAAAGCAUUCUCAAUCCCCACGCCUUUAUUGCUUACCCUUGUAGGUCCUACGAGUCUUUCAAAGCGGGAAGCUGCUUCCAUUGUCCCAAAGAAGGUUGCCCAACAAUGGGUCAUUUUGCUGAUAAAUUUCCCCUCAAAAAUAAGAAGCCUAAUAGACCCUAUUAUUUCUUAAACACCGGGGCUCUUUCCCCAUUUGCCCGUUGGAGGCACAAAUUGUCUGUCACAUUGGAUGGAAACAAUGUCACUCAGGGGAGCAUCUUUCUCCGUGUCGGUGGGACGACUGGGAAGACGGAGGAGUUUGGGGUGGCCAGUGGAACACUUAAGCCAGGCAUGACCUAUACAAAAUUAAUUGAUGCAGAAGUUAAUGUUGGCAACAUCACAAGUGUUGAGUUCAUCUGGAAGGAACAUUCGUUCAGGCGUUCUCGGAAUAAGUUGGGAGCAGGCAUGGUGGUAGAUAUAUCUGGGAAAUAUGGACAUGAAUCUACCUUCUGUAGCCAGGAUAUGAAGGGACCUAAUAUUGCCCAAAUCCUGAAGCCAUGCAAAUCCGAGAUACAGUCUUGA
This is a messenger RNA of Eptesicus fuscus (big brown bat), 1422 nucleotides long. It is a transcript of the gene PNLIPRP3, whose product is annotated as pancreatic lipase related protein 3. The coding region runs from base 1 to 1422 and encodes 473 amino acids. Lineage: Eukaryota; Metazoa; Chordata; Mammalia; Chiroptera; Vespertilionidae. Gene Ontology annotation, molecular function: triacylglycerol lipase activity; protein binding. The record is from RefSeq and is a predicted model, not a curated record. Gene Ontology annotation, biological process: lipid metabolic process. The transcript has 12 exons.